ACCACCACCACCUCCACCUCCACUACUACCACCACCACCACCACCACCACUACUAUUGCUAUUACUGACAACACCGUGCGUACGGCUACGACGACGACGACGAGUGUGAGGAAGAUGGCGGCGCUCAUCAGGCAUGGCUUGUUCGCCAAUGCUUUCAAGAGUACUCCGAUUAUCGUACGCAACAAAGUCUCCGUUAACAAGGCUAAGGAGUUUCCUCGCGAUAGACGUCUGAUGGAGAUAAAGGCGAGGCUCAACUCCGUCACGAAGUCCCUGGGUGCGCGCGGAUUUCUCAGGCCACAAAGGGCUUAUGAGCCGACCAAAGACACGUCCGAGAGGAUCAACAAGAUCUGCGCGAGUCAAGCGAUCUCCUCGGGCGAUGACGUGAAGCUGGAGGACCCUCAUCUGCGUUUUAAACUCUUGGUCGCCUGCGAGGAGGAGUUUCAACAUUGCGUGCCAAGCUCGCUGCUCCACACCAUCGAAAAUAUCGGGGAUUUGAAACAAUUCUACCGGACACCGGUCGACUCCGCAACGCCGUACGAGGCGUUGGCCAACAUGCAGUUGCCCGAGAAUUUACACGUCCAACAGGAGUAUCAUCGAUUCCAUCCGGACACCGACACACUGUUUAACGGCAAAACCGCCUUCCCGAAGAGCUCCACCAUCGUGACCGGUCUCAAGUACAAAAAGAAAUACCCCGGACACUACCAAGGGAAUCCGUUCCUGGACGAACAGUUGAAAAUCUAAACAACCGCAUCGCCGAUAAAUCAACAUCGACUGUACCGUGUAAACGUGGAAAUGUUACAGAGAGCAAUAAAUUUGUUACAUGAUAA
Messenger RNA from Harpegnathos saltator (Jerdon's jumping ant), 827 nucleotides. RefSeq names its product mitochondrial ribosomal protein L50 (gene mRpL50). The record is from RefSeq and is a predicted model, not a curated record. Bases 115 to 741 code for a protein of 208 amino acids. Gene Ontology annotation, cellular component: mitochondrion; mitochondrial large ribosomal subunit. The transcript is spliced from 5 exons. Lineage: Eukaryota; Metazoa; Arthropoda; Insecta; Hymenoptera; Formicidae.